Molecule: messenger RNA, 1902 nt
Organism: Hermetia illucens (black soldier fly)
Lineage: Eukaryota; Metazoa; Arthropoda; Insecta; Diptera; Stratiomyidae
Gene: Trm1
Product: probable tRNA (guanine(26)-N(2))-dimethyltransferase
Exons: 7
Coding region: 84-1829 (581 amino acids)
Biological process (GO): tRNA N2-guanine methylation
Cellular component (GO): nucleus
Molecular function (GO): RNA binding
Source: RefSeq, a predicted model, not a curated record
AUGGCGACCUGUAGUUUCCCCUUCACUUGAAUUGCACGUGCGACUUGACGUUGACGUUUUUCUACGGAUUCAAGUGGAUAUUUAUGUUGCCGCGUCUUAUUAGGGGAAGUUUCUGCUUCAGCUCGCAAUGGAAUCCGAUACGAAAGGUGUACGUGAGAUUCAGAAAACAACGCGUUACUAAUCUUGCUGACAAUUGGCUUUGUGUAUUCCAGAUAACUUUGGAGCUCCAGCCCACUCCCGCUUCAAACUCGAUGCAAACUAUCAAUGAAGGAAGCGCUGAGAUCCUGUGCAAACAAGGCCACGUAUUUUACAAUCCCGUUCAACAAUUCAAUAGGGAUCUGAGUAUUUCUGUUAUAUCAACCUACAAUCGUUUGUUCCGGGCUGGAGAAAGUAAGGGUGAAACCGGUGAAGGUGAAAGGGACGCCUGGAAACCUGGUGUUAAAAGUGAAAAUGGCCUUCGAAUUCUUGAAGCUUUAUCUGCUACAGGACUGCGCAGCAUUCGAUAUGCUAAGGAAAUCCCAGGCGUAAAAGAAAUAAUUGCCAAUGAUUUAUCCAAGUCGGCCGUAGAAUCAAUUCGUGAAAAUGUUAUACACAACAAAGUUGAGGACUUGAUCGUACCAAAUCAAGCAGAUGCCACGACCCUUAUGUAUCUCUCAGCUCCUCCGGAGAAACGUUUCGAUGUCAUCGAUUUGGACCCUUACGGAUGCCCGAACAAGUUUUUGGAUGGAGCUGUACAAAGCAUAAAAGACGGAGGGUUGUUACUGGUAACUGCUACUGACAUGGCUGUAUUAGCCGGCAAUACCCCGGAAGCCUGCUUUGUCAAGUACGGGUCAGUUCCUUUGAAGACAAAGGCAUGCCAUGAAAUGGCUCUUCGAAUUCUCCUACGAUGCAUAGAAGGGCAUGCGAAUCGCUACGGAAAAUACAUUGAGCCCCUUCUUAGCAUAUCUGCUGAUUUCUACGUUCGGGUAUUUGUUCGAGUAUUCUACGGUCCGAUAGUUUGUAAACGGAGUUUAUGUAAGCAAGCGAUGAUAUACCAAUGCACAGGCUGUGAAACGUUCACCUUACAACCACUGGGCACUUCGAAACCAGUCGAAAAGAACCCAAAACUAACAAAGUACGGACUUCCUACAGGACCCACAGUGAAUACACAUUGCAUGCAUUGCAAUCAUAGGCACCAUUUAGGUGGUCCUAUUUGGUCAGCGCCCAUCCACAACCAAUCAUUCGUAAACGAACUUCUGGCAGCCGUACAACGUGAACCUCUCACGCAACUCGUAACCAACCGUCGAAUUGUUGGAAAACUUAGCGUAAUCAGUGAGGAGCUACCGGACGUACCACUUUACUACUCCUUGGACAAACUAUGUUCGGUACUGAGACUUGAAAUCAUCCCCGUAUUAAAAUUUCGAUCAGCUCUCCUCCAUGCUGGCUAUGAAGUAUCGUAUUCACAUGCCUGUAAGAAUUCCAUUAAGACAAAUGCACCGCCUGAAGUUCUUUGGGAUAUUCUCCGCUGUUGGUCAAAAAGGCAUCCGGUUAAACCAGAACGUUUAGUUGAUGGAAGUGCGACAAAAGCAAUUUUAGAGCAAGUUGUAGAAAAGGAAUAUAAUUUAGAUGAUAUCCAUCCGAACGCUAACCCUAAGAGCAGGAAGGAGGCACUUGCUCGCUAUCCAGAAAAUCCUGCGGCACAUUGGGGACCUGGAACACGAGCCACAUUGAUGAUUGGAGAAGGAAAAAUGGAGAAAAGUCACAAAAAUCAAAACAAACGACAACGGACGAAAGAUUCGGAGAGAAUGUCGCCUGAUGAGAAGGCGGUGAAACUUGACGAUAAAAAUUAGAAUUAUUCAGAAUUUAUUAAAUUGCGGAGAGUCUUCAAAUACUUGAAGAAUUAAAAAUAAUUUUAUGAUUUUU